Messenger RNA from Meloidogyne enterolobii, 2489 nucleotides. NCBI's taxonomy places the organism in Eukaryota, Metazoa, Nematoda, Chromadorea, Rhabditida, Meloidogynidae. The record is from the annotation of a GenBank genome assembly.
AUGGAGGUGGAUCUCGAUGGGGGAGAAGAGGUGAUUGAAGAUGGCCAAGUUGAUGAAUUAGAUGAACGAUUCUCUUACAAUCGCCAAUUAUCUACUGACAGUUUCAGUCUAAAUAGAAAUGUUGCCGAUGUUAAUCGAAGUAACCAAGUGGAAAAUUCAUUGUCUUUGGCAAACAAUUUAUCAGGCAGUAAAGCGCCUUCUACUUCUAAUACUACAAAUACUUGGCAAAUGCAUGAUAAUAGUGUUGGUGGACAGUUCAACAAAUCAAUUUCCGGCACAAAUAUUAAACAAGAAGCAAACAUUAAUUCUUUCACUGAGCCUGCAAUUACAUCUCGUUCAUUUACAUUUCCUUCAAAUAGUCCCCCAGAUAUUAUAUCGUCGAACAGUUUUAGAGGUGGUAGAAGUGCUUCGAAUGCAAAGAACAACAAUAAUUCGUGGCUUGCUACACAACCAAAAUUAAAUGCAAAAUCGAAGAGUGGUUAUAUUCUAUUUUCUGCUGAAGUCCGUAAACGUGUUAUGAAUGAAAACCCUUUGGCUGGCUUUGGAGAAGUUUCAAAAAUUGUUGGAAUUGAAUGGAAACGUCUCUCAGAUGAAGAUAAACGUGAUUAUGAGAGUCGUGCUCAAUUCAUUGCUGCUGAACGUGCGAAGGCAGAAUUGUUGACACCAAACAGACAAAUUCGUAUUUAUUGCUGCCGCUGGCAACAAUGUGAUUUUCAAUUUGAUACUCAGGACGGACUUUACGAACAUAUCCGUACUUCCCACACCUCUAAAUUAGAUAAUGACACUCAAUUUGCUUGUUUAUGGAAUUCCUGUCUAAAAUAUCGUAAAGAAGGAAAACCAUUCCCUUCAUUGAAUAGAUUAAACAGGCAUCUGAAAGAAAAACAUUUGGCUUCAGCAAUGCGUUUGGUAUUUCCAAAUCAAAGGGCAAAAAACUUUUUUGUUUACACUCCUGUGAAGCAAGAAAUUUCCUCUUUUCCGUCCACUUCAAAUGGCGGUUCUCAUCACUACACAAAAGGGGGACAUAAUAACAAUUUAAAUGAGACCCAUGGCCAUUUUGUACAUUAUCCUUAUGGAGACGUUCCUGCAAAUCCUGUGGCCUGUGAAGUUGCGACUCCACUUUCUUUUGGAACGGAUAACAAUGCUUUAUCUCACCUUGGAGCAAUUAAGCGACGGGGGAAUGGUAGUCACCAUCAUUCACACAAUGUUACUGGAACUUCAAUUCAAAAUAUGCCUGUAACUUCCUCCUCAGUUUCUUCAACUCCUAGGGCAGGAAGCACUUCUGCAUUGUUGAAUGGUGCAUUACCUUCACCCUCGGUCAACAGUACUUACAGCAAUUCUGGUACAUCUACAUACAAUUAUUCUAUACAACAACAAUCUCAAAAUCAGCGAAAUCAGCAGACUUCGAAUCAACAAAAUAUAACCCAGCAAACAGUGUAUAUACCGCCAGGCCAACAAGCAAUUAUUGUGAAUGGUGUCACUGUUUAUAUUCCAAGCAAUGCCCAAACGAUUAUUCUUCCUCCUGGAUACACUGGACCACAACAACAACAUCAGAUUGUGGUGCACACACAAUCAACUCAACAACAUUAUACACAACAAAUAGCUCAGCCAGCUAGUAGCACGCAGUCUUAUUCGAAUACAAAUGUAACGUCUAUUCAACAAAAAUAUCAUCAUAGUCCGGCUCUUCAUUCGACUGUGCCCUCUCAUUCCUCGUCCAAUACGCCUGCUUUUCAACAAUAUAACCAAGGUUUAUCUUCAACACCACCUCCUAUACAAUCCUCGUCUGGUUCUGCAGUGCAGAAUGUAACAACAAAUGUUAUACAAAGUUAUCAGAGUCCCCAACACUAUACUCAUUUUGAUCAGUCUUCUGCCUCUUCAGUCAACCAACAUCGUUUGGCCGAUACACCAUCUACUUCGCUUGCAUUUCCUUCUGAAAUUCAAAAUACGGAUCCUGGCAGGUCUGUUAUUUCCACGACAUCAAAGCAGCAAGCAUUGUCGGAACCAUCUUUCGUCUCUCCUUCGACGUCCGUACAGGUGCGGCGAGUUGUUCACUCUGAAGCAUAUAUUAGGUAUCUCGAGUCAAUCCAUAAUUCGGGAGCUGGCAGACACCAGCGCAAUGUAAGCAAAUGGGACAAGACUUUAACUGCCUCGGCAAGAAAUACUGUUGUGCCAGAACAUAAGCGGUUGCCUUAUGAUUGGAUUAGGCACUCUUCAAAUGGUUCAAGUUAUAAAGAAGAUGAAAUUGUUCGGGCACUUUGGAAGCUUAGAGAAUAUCUUUUUGAAGACACUACAGGAAUUAAAAGAAACCAAGGGAAUGCUUAUGAGGCAGAAGCACCUGAACCACCUGGAUAUAAUUUAUUAUCGACAAUGGGCAAAACAAUUGAUGGAGCUAAGAACCUUAAUUUUGAUAAAAAGAAAUGUUGAAUUAUGUAGACAUGUUAAAUGUUUUUUACCUCUUUUUCCCUUUAAAAACUUUUUUUCUAAUGUAAGCU